Molecule: messenger RNA, 905 nt
Organism: Papilio xuthus (Asian swallowtail)
Lineage: Eukaryota; Metazoa; Arthropoda; Insecta; Lepidoptera; Papilionidae
Exons: 4
Coding region: 89-424 (111 amino acids)
Source: RefSeq, a predicted model, not a curated record
UAAUUAAUGUAUAACGUAUAUUAAAUUGAUGCGUUAAACUGCAAUGUAACGUUAAUCGUAAUCAAAUGGACGUACGACUUCGCACAAGAUGCGCGUAAACAUCGUUCUUUGUUUUCUGACGACUACCUUGGUUAUAGCAAUAUCAGCUCAAAAUCCAAAAACAAUUCUUGCGGAACAAUCAACAACAAGAACCGAAACGACAUCAAAAAGGUGUGUUACGUCUAGAGGAGACAGCGGCAGUUGUGUUGGACGGAACCGAUGUGACUACGGAACUCAGUACAUAGAUUUUACUCUCUAUGUACCACAUGGUUACAUCAAACAAUGUUUCGAAGACCAAGUGUGCUGUCCGCCUAAAUUCGUGACACCCGAACCUGAGCAAUUAUUUAAACCUACUGAUGAUUACGAUUUUGAUGAUGAUGAUUAAUUAAAAAAAAUAGUAUAACACGCACUGAUCUUUGCAAAUGGAUAAGACAUUGCUUGCAAAUGACAGCGUUUGCAUUGUUCAAUAUCCACCUCAAACUGCAACUGUCAAAAUGACGAUGAUGAAACAGGCACAAAAUACCAAGAUUUAUCUAUGUAUAGAGGUCGGUGAAUACUGGCCAUAAAUUACAAACUCAUUUUCGACUGCAGUCAAAGAGAAUGAUAGCAAUAUGUAUUAUGUCUUGUUUGCAUUAUUCCAGUCCAGCGCAUGAUUCCAACUGGCUAUAAAAACCCGCACUGGAGCUGGAAUGCAUUCUAGUGAUUAAUACAAUCACCAAAGCAGUUCUAUGACUUUACGAAUGAUGAACUUAAUUCCAGAAACAUUUCGUUGCUAACUUCACACAACUUAGUAAGACGUAUAUUUUUUUUAAAAGUACAAAUAUUAAUUACAUAUAAGAGAUCUAAUACAUUAAGGGAAUAAAAAA